Salvia miltiorrhiza (redroot sage) is the source of this 1575-nucleotide messenger RNA. RefSeq names its product protein JINGUBANG-like. Bases 91 to 1365 code for a protein of 424 amino acids. Lineage: Eukaryota; Viridiplantae; Streptophyta; Magnoliopsida; Lamiales; Lamiaceae. Gene Ontology annotation, molecular function: protein binding. The record is from RefSeq and is a predicted model, not a curated record. The transcript has a single exon.
CAUACAUAUCAACCCUUUCUUUGUCUCUCCUAUAGUCCAUAUUAGCACUCCAAAACACACUCUCUCUCUCUCCGCCGGCAGCAAAUAAAAAUGAAGGUCCGAUCUUGGCUAUCAACAUGCUCCUCCGCCACCUGCAUCGCCACCUCCGACGCCGCCGCCCCAUCUCCGCCACUAACCCUAUUCCCUCCACCAAAAUCCCUCUUCUCCGACACCAGCAGCAGCAGCUACUCCGAUAACUCCCAAACCAACAGCAGCAUCCAAUCCAACCUCUCUCUCCUCACCCUCCCCUCCCUCCCUUCCCUCCAAAAACUCACCCUCUCCCCCCUCAACCCCUCCGCCACCACCUCCGCCGCCGCCCUCCUCCCCCUCCGCGGCCGCGCCCACGUCCACUUCCUCGCCCUCCACAACCGCCUCCUCUACGCCGCCCUCGGCGACCAAAUCCACGUCUACGAGACCCUCACCAACACCUUGCUCGACACCUUCAACGCCGCCUCCGACGCCACCGGCGCCGCCAAAUCCAUCGCCUUCCGCGGCGGCAGGAUCCUCACCGCGCACCAGGACUGCAAAAUCCGCGUCUGGAAACUCAACGAUCAGAAGAAACACAAGCUCGUCGCCACCCUCCCCACGCUCGAGGACCGCCUCCGCCGCUUCAUCCUCCCCCAAAACUACGUCCGCGUCCGCCGCCACAAGCAGCGCCUCUGGAUCCAGCACCACGACGCCGUCUCCGGCCUCGCCGCAAUCGACGACCACCGCCGCGAAGUUAACCUAAUCGCGUCGAUUUCAUGGGACCGAAGCAUCAAAAUAUGGAACACGCGAAAUCUCAAUUGCCUCCAAUCAAUCAACAAAGCUCACGACGACGCCAUCAACGCCGUCGCGGUAUCCACCGACGGAUUGAUCUACACCGGCUCCGCCGACCGGAAGAUCAGAGUGUGGCAGAAAGAGGGGAAAUCGGAGAAAUACGCGGCGAUCGCGACGCUGGAGAAGCACAAAUCGGCGGUUAACGCGCUGGCGCUGAACCGGGACGGGUCGGUUCUGUUUUCCGGUUCGUGCGACCGGUCCAUUUUGGUGUGGGAGAGAGAAGACAGCGCCGGCCACAUGGCGGCGGUGGGGGCGUUGAGGGGCCAUGCAAGGGCGAUCUUGUGUUUGAUCAACGUCCGUGAUCUGCUCAUCAGCGGAUCGGCCGAUCGGACGGUCAGGAUCUGGCAGCGCGGCUUCGACGCCCGGUUCUGCUGCUUGGCGGUUCUCGAGGGGCACCGGACGCCGGUGAGGUCGCUCACGGCGGAGGACGGCGAAGACGGUGGCGGCGUGAGGGUGUUUAGUGGGAGUUUUGAUGGGGAGAUUAGAGUGUGGGAAGUUGGGUUUUGAUACAAUAGUAAAUUUUCUUGAUUGUAUGAAUUUUUUGUAUAGGUUUUAGUUUUUCGUCGAUGUUCCGUCAUUAAUUUUUCUUAACAACGGAAAUUGAUGUGAGUAUGGAAAUUUUUGCCAUCGCAUUUUCGUUGCUAUGUUGGAUCGGGGGUUCUUGAUUUGAAUUUAAUUAAAGUAAUAUAAGUGGAGCAUCGAGCUCAUAAUUUUAAU